GCAAGAUUAAAAAAAUAACAACCUUUUGUCACGUCUGUUUCUCAAGUCAACCUAACUUUUGUGUUUGUAAAAUAAAUAAAUAAAUAAUUAUAUAUGUAUAAAUACUUGUAUAAAUAAGUAGUCAUUGUGAAAGAAAUUAAGUUAUCUUCUCCGCUGCUCCACCGCGACGCCGCCGCGAGAGUAAAAACAUAAUGGAGGCGCCGCUACUGGAACGGAGCUCCGGCGAUAUUAAGUUGAUCGGAGAAGACGGAGACUACCUUCCGGUUGCCGGGCUGAGAGCAUGGUGGAGAGUUUUCUGCAUAGAAUCAGUGAAGCUGUGGGCAAUAGGUGGACCAAUAGCGUUUCAGAUCCUGUGCCAGUUCGGCACUAAUUCGGUGGCUACGAUAUUCGUCGGCCACCUCGGAGAUGUCGAACUCUCUGCUUUCUCCAUUGCUAUCUCUGUUGUCGGAACCUUUGCCUUCGGCUUCAUGCUCGGAAUGGGAAGUGCGCUCGAAACGCUCUGCGGGCAAGCGUUCGGCGCGGGACAAGUCCACAUGCUCGGCCUCUACAUGCAACGCUCCAUGAUAAUCCUAUUCGCCACGUGCGUUCUCCUUCUUCCGCUCUACAUAUUCGCCACCCCAAUCCUCAAACUCGUCGGCCAAUCCGACGAAAUCGCGUACCCCGCAGGAUUCUUCACUCUUCUAACAAUCCCGCAGCUAUUCUCACUCGCCGUCGCUUUUCCGACGCAAAAAUUCCUCCAAUCGCAGAGCAAAGUCACCGUUCUUGCUUGUGUGGCGGCUUUCGCUAUUCUUGCACAAACUCUAUUUUGUUGGCUCUUUGUGAAUGUGUUUGGGUGGGGAACCAUCGGUGCAGCUAUAGCAUUCGAUCUGACGAGCUGGAUUACUGCAAUCUCGCAGUUCGUGUACGUGGUUGGUUGGUGUAAGGAUGGGUGGAAGGGGUUCACGUGGGCCGCAUUUCAGGAGAUUUGGGCCUUUGUUAGGCUGUCUCUUGCUUCUGCUGUUAUGCUUUGUUUGGAGAUUUGGUAUAUGAUGAGCAUUAUUGUCCUCACCGGCAACCUCGCUAACGCUGUUACUGCCGUCGGAUCCCUUGCUAUCUGCAUGAACGUUGAUGGAUGGGAAACGAUGGUGUUUAUCGGAAUCAAUGCUGCUAUAAGUGUUAGGGUAUCGAACGAGCUAGGUCUGGGGCAUCCAAGAGCAGCGAAAUAUUCGGUGUAUGUGACGCUCUUUCAGUCGCUGUUGAUCGGGAUUUUAUGUAUGGUAGUUGUCCUAAUAACAAGGGAUUAUAUUGCGAUUAUUUUUACCGAGAGCCAAAAUAUGAGACGAGCAGUGGCUCACCUUUCGGGGCUUCUUGGAAUCACUAUGCUUCUUAACAGCAUUCAGCCAGUUAUAUCCGGUGUUGCCAUUGGAGGUGGUUGGCAAGCGCUCGUAGCGUACAUCAACUUGGCUUGUUAUUACGUAUUUGGUCUACCGUUAGGAUAUUAUCUUGGUUAUGCUGCUAAACUUGGAGUUGUGGGAAUAUGGGGGGGCAUGAUUGCUGGAAUAGCAUUGCAGACAGUGCUGCUCUUCAUCGUACUCUAUAAAACCAACUGGAAUAAAGAGGUUGAGCAGACGACAGAGCGGAUGAAGAAGUGGGGUGGCCAAGACAAGGCGAUCGACAAAUCAUCGUACGAACAACUUCCAAUAAAGAAUGGAAUUUAUUAAUAAAUACAAGGAUUAUUUUUGUUCAUGGUCCAAAGUUUAAUUUUGUGUCAACUAUUUUGUAUACAUGGGAGGGAUUAUAUGUAGUUGGAAGAUGCCGAAUUUUGCUUCUGCUCCUAUAAAUUGAACAUCCGUGAAAUUAGUAGUUCACACGGAUUUUUCGAACACUGAGAUACGAUUAACCAUUUUUUUUCUUCUGUA
This is a messenger RNA of Erythranthe guttata (spotted monkey flower), 1898 nucleotides long. RefSeq names its product protein DETOXIFICATION 35. The record is from RefSeq and is a predicted model, not a curated record. Gene Ontology annotation, biological process: xenobiotic detoxification by transmembrane export across the plasma membrane. NCBI's taxonomy places the organism in Eukaryota, Viridiplantae, Streptophyta, Magnoliopsida, Lamiales, Phrymaceae. Gene Ontology annotation, molecular function: xenobiotic transmembrane transporter activity; antiporter activity. Gene Ontology annotation, cellular component: membrane.